Molecule: messenger RNA, 1600 nt
Organism: Coregonus sp. 'balchen'
Lineage: Eukaryota; Metazoa; Chordata; Actinopteri; Salmoniformes; Salmonidae
Source: the annotation of a GenBank genome assembly
GACCCAGGACACGUUGACCAGCUCCCCCCAGACAGCCACUAUUCCACCAGGGGCCUGUACACUGAAGACCUCCCCUUCUCUGCCAGGCCACGACCAGUAGGGGGCACCACAGGUACACACGCCCACACACACACACACACACACACACACACACACACACACACACACACACACACACACACACACACACACACACACACACACACACACACACACAGACACACACACACACAUACACACACAGCUCAACAGUCACUGGAUGUAUGCCAGUUUGUCUAACCCAGACAACUCACCUCUCUCCCAUGAACCUGUCAGCCUCAAAGAGCCUGGUCUCUAUUGAAUUAUUAAAGAGUGGGGUUCUUGGUGUGCUGUGAGAGUUACACUAAUAUAAAUGGACUCUGCCUUAUGGAGUGCUGCUGCUGCACAGAGAAUGCAUUUCAACUGUAGGAAUUGCAUCAAAGUAUAUUACAGACCAGUAAGGAUUAAAUGUCAGAGAUGCCUGAGGGUUGAAAUGUAUGUUUUUGCGUCCGUGUGUGUGUGUGUGUGUGUGUGUGUGUGUGUGUGUGUGUGUGUGCAUACGUGCAUCUGUAUGUAGGUGCCCAGUUCCAUCACCUGACCCAGAUGGGUCUUGGGAGCCGGGUCAACGGGGGAUACCCGGCGGGGGGUAGGGCCCCUCCAGGUCAGACUGGCGGUUCAGGGUGGGGACCGUACGCUGACGAUGACUUCAGACCCACCAGAGACCCUGUGAGUCCUGCUCUGACCUCACACCGCCUUAUGAGACUUACUGUACCUCUGCUUUUAAUCCUUUCCUCUUCCAGCUAGCUUCUCUAGAUCUCCAAAUAUACAGUACAAGGGCAUGCUCUUGUUCUUCUAGACUCUAUGUUGCUGCAUAUCAGUUUGAGUUCUGUAGUUAUGGAUGUUGGUUCACUGUACAGAUGAAGAAUCUUAAUUUGAUUACCCUGUUGCAGGAGAACUUGCCUGCAUCGCAGGAAAUGUAAAACGUGUAGUGUAUUUGAGGUUUAAAAAGGCUUCUGAAGUUUGUAAUUUUCACUUUGAAAUGUCAGACGAAAAAUGUAUCAACCCAAACAUUUUAUUUUCAUGAAUUAUAAUCCACAUAAUAUUUCACAUUUCCUGUUGCUGCAGAAUACUUUCCUGCUGUAGAAAACUGGCGCAAAUUAAGAUCCUGCAUCUGUAGUCCUUUUACCUCCCAGCUGUCAAUCUGUAGAGAUGAACGUUCCCAUGAUAUAUUGAGAACUGUAGUGAAAUAGGCAAUGUAAAAACACACACUCUCCUCUUUUCUCCUAAAACGUAUUUAUCUUCUCUUUUUCCUCUUCUUCUUUCCUUCCUUCCCUGUGUGCGUCAGGUUCUUCUGGGCUACCCUGACUCCUCCUCCUCUAUGUUCCAGAUGCCUAGUAGAAGUGCACUAAGGGAGCCCUCUGCCACCCUGGCCCACCUGGACACCCACACCACCGGGUUCGGCUACCCUCCAGAGGAGUCCUCCUCUCCGCCCAACCACUCAUCUGCUUCCCUUAUCAAGGCCAUCAGGGAGGAGCUGCUGCGCCUCUCCCAGAAACAGCAAGCCGUGCCCAGCUACCACAGC